UAUUUCGGAUUUUCUUGUUUUUUUUGAGAAUAGCUGUGAUAUUUCUUCAAAAUGCCAAGCAAAAAGAAAAAGUUCAAUGCUAGGUUUCCGCCGGCUCGAAUCAAAAAGAUCAUGCAGACUGAUGAUGAUGUUGGCAAAGUCGCUGCACCUGUUCCUGUGAUUAUCUCUCGUGCACUUGAGCUCUUCUUAGAGUCCCUAAUCCUGAAAACAAAUGAAACAACGCGUUCAAGAAAUGCACGAACUCUCACGUGUUCUCACAUAAAACAAACAAUCCUCUCUGAAGGCAAGUUUGACUUCCUGAAAGACCUUGUAGCGAAUGUGCCAGAUGUUCAGGUUGAAGAGGAGGAUAGUAGUCCACCCAAAGAAGCUGGUCAAGCUAGUGGGACAGGCAAACCCAGAGGAAGACCUCGGAAGCCACGUCCUGAGGGAGCGCCACCUCUUGGCCGACCUAGAAAGAGAAAGACGCCCACUUCUUCUACAGAUGAGUCAUGUGACAAUAAUGAGGCUCGAACAGAUGAAGAGGAGACAGAUGAAGCCAGCGAAUAUAAUGAUCAGGACGAAGAUGCUGAUGUAUCAGAUCCAAUGCCAACAGCAAACUCUGAGCAACCGCCCCUGGUGGAGGUUGGCAAAGGUACUGCCUCAGUGCGGUCUCCUAAUAAUGAACACAACAGUGUAGAAGACAGUGCAGCUAUUAAACCUUCAACCUCAGAAAAUGAAACCGUGGUAAAACAGGAGAUAAGGGAAUGUGAAAGUGGUGCAUCGAUGCCAUCGUUUAUGUCAGAAAGCAGUGUUGCACCAAAUUCACCUCAUGAACAGGAGAAUUGUAAAAGAGAGGAUUUUAAACAGGUGCAUGAAGAACAACAAGAGGUUUGGAAGCAGGAUAUUAAAACCGAGGAGAAACCUUCGGUAUCAGUAUCCUCACAAUCGCUCUUACCAAAAGUUGAAGUGUCAUCGCCCAGUGUACAAAAGAGAGAUACUGCCAUGCCAAAUUUUCCACAUCAUAUCGAAAACUUGAUCCGGCCGGAUGGACCAAAAAGAGACGGUGCACAAGUGAGCUUUCAGAGUGGGAUGAAUGAUUCUCAUCUUCCAAAGGAUCACGAUAAUAAUAUUGCCGGGAAGUGUCCACCACAGUUGGCUGGGAUGCAGCUGAUGGAUCUAUCAGGGAAGACCCCUGCUGGGUUUCCCAUGCAUUUACCUCCACAAAUGAUCCUCGCUGGCCCUCGGCCACCAUGUCUACCAGUACCACUGCCAGUACUUACCGAUGCUUCACCACUGGCUAUGACGCAGCAAAUGCAGCUGACCAUGCCACCUCCUGUUGCAAUGCUUCCAAACACUCAGACACAAGAAGACGAUGACUAUGACUCUUGACCAGUUGGAAGUGCUCAUCAUCAGCAAAAGACUAUCAGUAUGUUUACGGGUUGCAGACCUGCUCUGAGUCAUGUAUAGUUGGACGUUAUGUCAUGGGCCAUCUCGAAAUGACCGUCGGUCUGCUGCUUUGCUACUUAAUACUUACUUUCAUGCAUGUACAUGCAUCCCCACUAAAACUCGUGGUAGGCCACGAAAUAUAUUCUGAUCCAAUUUUUGUCUGUCUUUUGCCACUCUUUCCAGCUUGGUUCGCAUUGGUUGGGGGGAGGGGGGUUGAUGUUGGUGCAAUACUACAUGUUCAGGCAUUACAUGAAGAAAUUAAGGAAGUUUUUGUGAAAGAUAGACUUAUUUGUAAACAUCUUAGGGCCAGUAGUGACAGACAAAGAUAUUGGAUCAGGAAGUAGGCCAGUUCAGAAACAUGCAUAUAAUGUCAUGUUGUUGCUGUGUGUUAUUAUCAGGCUUAGUGCUGGCUGCACCUGACAUGUCAUGACAGUGUGUGUCCAUGUCCGACCUAUUUUUGGUGAACGCAGCAUUGAUGGGCAUCUCUUGUGAAAGAGUUUCUACCAGUCUGCCCACAGCACUUUCUGGUGGCAAGUUAGAUUAGGGACUGACUUUUUAUUGCGACAAACUACAAAAAUGUCAAUGUAUUUUUGUACAAAUCGUGUAAAUAUUGUAUAUAUUCUGUAACAGGUUACAGUGUGGUUUUCAGACUGGUGCACACACUGAUAUCUUGUUAGUUUGCAUACCUGGAUUUAACAGAUUAUCCUUGAAAAUAUUCCCCAUGUUUUCAUUUGAAGUUUUAGUUUUUUGUGUCUUUGAGUUUACUCUCAAUAAAAAUCUUUUUUUGGUCAAUUAACUGUUAUGUUACGUCUUGAGGGUGCCUCAGUUCCUGGAAUGAAAUAUCCAAUUAUGUGGCUGUGAGCUACCUGUAACAAUGAUGAACGAAUUCUCAUAAAAUCAUGCUACAAUACAUUCUAUGAACAAAAGUUAAAUGAAUUUCUGCCGAAGCUUUAUCUAAGCUGUAUGUAGCUGGCUUGGAAUCAACCUCAUGAUCAUUGUAGUAGCCAGACCUCUGAUUUGUGUGUGUGCCAGGAUAUUUCUUAACGUCACUUUUGUAUCUUGCCCACUGAUGUUUUUAUACUGUUGUGUUAUAGUCAGUAUUACAUACUGGUAUGUAGAAUAAUAUUUUUACUUCAACUCCAUAUUACUACUUGUAUAUAGAAUCAUAUUUUUACUUCAACUCCAUAUUGUGUACUUCCAGAGGAUUUCACUGUUUACAUAUUGAUGUAUAUGUUUGAAAUCGUAUCAUGGAAUAUGUGUGUUCAGAUGGUGUUCUCACAAGACAAUAUGCAGGGCGGAUUUAAUACUUUGCAAAUUUUGUGUCCGUUGUACCGAGAAUUUAGAAAGACUUAAAUUCUUGGCCGCAGACGUAUUUGCUGAAAAAAACACCAAAAAAGCCGACGUAAAGUCCACAGUCAGAGAGACUGUCUGGUCUAUCAGCACUCCCUUUAAUAUGUGCACAUCUGAAAAGUCCACAGUCAAAGAGACUGUCUGGUCUAUCAGCAUUCCCUUUAAUAUGUGCACAUCUGAAAAGUCCACAGUCAAAGAGACUGUCUGGUCUAUCAGCAUUCCCUUUAAUAUGUGCGCAUCUGAAAAGUCCACAGUCAAAGAGACUGUCUGGUCUAUCAGCACUCCAUUUAAUAUGUGCACAUCUGAACUCCCAUCCAUAAAGCUCAAUAUGGCGAAGUUGUGAAGUUGGUUGAAUUCUCUUUGACCAAGGACCGAUUAUCUACAGACCCAGUCACAGUACCCACUGCCCCUCAUAUGCUUGGUUCCACCCACGCUCUGGGGCUGUGUAAGCUGUAUGCAGCUUAACACUGGUCGCAUGUGCUACAGUGCCAGUCACAAUACCCACUGCCCCGCAUAAGCUUGGUUCCACCCACGCUCUGGGGCUGUGUAAGCUGUAUGCAGCUUAACACUGGUCGCAUGUGGCUCACGCAGAAGUGACAUAGAUCAUGGUCAAAGCGUUUGUGCAACCUAUGAGCAUGGUUCCGUAUAGGUCUCUUGUAAGUUUCAUGUACACUGCCCCCAACAUAUGCAAAAUUAGGGAUGUCAAUUGUGAUUGGGACUGUAAGUAAAACAAUGAACGUAACGAUGAACUUCUGGUAGAUCAUUUAAUUAAGAAAGGAAAAGACUUUGCUUGGUUGACUACAAGGAAAUGUGUAUCAAUUGCAUAAUAAAAGUAGUUAGACCAUAGAAACGUAGACCUGUGACUGAAUUGAUUGUUAAUAAAUGCACUCCUGUCUGACGUGAUACAUGUAUGAAUA
Lineus longissimus is the source of this 3692-nucleotide messenger RNA. RefSeq lists its product as uncharacterized. The coding region runs from base 52 to 1368 and encodes 438 amino acids. Lineage: Eukaryota; Metazoa; Nemertea; Pilidiophora; Heteronemertea; Lineidae. Gene Ontology annotation, cellular component: nucleus; negative cofactor 2 complex. The record is from RefSeq and is a predicted model, not a curated record. Gene Ontology annotation, biological process: transcription by RNA polymerase II. The transcript has 7 exons. Gene Ontology annotation, molecular function: core promoter sequence-specific DNA binding; protein heterodimerization activity; RNA polymerase II general transcription initiation factor activity.